Molecule: messenger RNA, 1107 nt
Organism: Anolis sagrei ordinatus
Lineage: Eukaryota; Metazoa; Chordata; Lepidosauria; Squamata; Anolidae
Source: RefSeq, a predicted model, not a curated record
AUGCAUGCUUUACAUUCUUAUUUCUCAGGGGAUAUUUUUGCCCAGAACUUUGUCCCCAACUGGCGUGGACCUGACGGCAGCUUCUUUGGCUUGUUUUCCAUCUUUUUCCCAUCGGCCACCGGCAUCUUGGCAGGAGCCAACAUUUCGGGCGACUUGAAGGAUCCGGCGGUGGCAAUUCCUAAAGGGACCCUCAUGGCUAUUUUCUGGACAACCAUAUCCUAUUUGGUGCUUUCUGCUACAAUUGGUUCUUGUGUGGUCCGUGACGCAUCGGGGAACGUGAAUGACACACUCGCCAUGGAUUCGAUGGGCUGUGAAGGCAUCGCUUGUGGCCUCGGCUGGAACUUCACCGAAUGCGCCCAGAGCCAGAGCUGCCGCUAUGGGCUCAUCAACCAUUACCAGGCCAUGAGCAUGGUGUCUGGAUUCGCACCAUUGAUCACCGCGGGGAUUUUUGGGGCCACCCUCUCCUCUGCUCUGGCUUGCCUGGUCUCCGCACCCAAAGUGUUUCAGUGCCUUUGCAAGGACCAACUCUACCCUGCCAUUGGCUUUUUCGGGAAGGGCUAUGGAAAAAACAAUGAACCGAUCCGGGGCUAUGUGCUGACGUACUUUAUCGCAGUGGGCUUCAUCCUUAUUGCGGAAUUGAAUGCCAUUGCUCCCAUCAUCUCCAACUUCUUCCUCUGCUCCUAUGCGCUCAUCAACUUCAGCUGCUUCCAUGCCUCCAUUACCAAUUCGCCAGGUUGGAGGCCCUCCUUCCGGUAUUACAGCAAAUGGGCAGCUCUCUUUGGGGCCGUCAUCUCAGUGGUCAUCAUGUUCUUGCUCACCUGGUGGGCCGCCCUCAUUGCCAUUGGAAUUGUGGUUUUCUUGCUGGGAUACGUGCUCUACAAGAAGCCUGUUGUGAAUUGGGGCUCCUCGGUGCAAGCUGGUUCCUACAACAUGGCUCUGAACUAUUCUGUUGGACUUAAUGAGGUGGAUGACCACAUUAAAAACUACAGACCUCAGUGUCUGGUCCUGACUGGCCCUCCCAAUUUCCGUCCAGCUCUGGUGGAUUUCGUGGGCACCUUCACCAAAAACGUUAGCCUGAUGAUCUGCGGAAAUGUGUUGGUUUCAUAG